Messenger RNA from Silurus meridionalis, 4217 nucleotides. It is a transcript of the gene morc2, whose product is annotated as MORC family CW-type zinc finger 2. Lineage: Eukaryota; Metazoa; Chordata; Actinopteri; Siluriformes; Siluridae. The record is from RefSeq and is a predicted model, not a curated record. The transcript is spliced from 27 exons. The coding region runs from base 236 to 3349 and encodes 1037 amino acids. Gene Ontology annotation, cellular component: nucleus. Gene Ontology annotation, molecular function: zinc ion binding.
CAGGGAAACGAAAAAAAAAGAAAAAAGAAAAACCCGCGGCCUUCGCAGUGUCGGUGUGUUCUGCACCCGGACACGGAACAAAAUACGACCAACUUCUUACCAAGAAGCUAAAGAAAGACUGGAUAGAACAGAGCAAAGGACUAUCUCGUGAAGGUGCUGCAGGAGCACAUCGCUUUGAAAGUAUGUAAAGAAGAGCAGUGACUGAGAGUGUUUUUCACUAUUACCACUUGAGACAAUGGCAUAUUCAAAUUACAGCAGUUUAAACCGUGCUCAGCUCACCUUCGAAUACCUGCACACUAAUUCGACAACACACGAGUUUCUAUUUGGAGCUUUGGCUGAGCUUGUAGACAAUUCAAGAGAUGCAAAUGCUACAAGGAUUGACAUAUAUACAGAGAAAAGGCCAGACCUUCGAGGAGGCUUCAUGCUUUGUUUCUUGGAUGAUGGGACUGGAAUGGACCCAAGUGAGGCAACACACGUGAUUCAGUUUGGCAAAUCCAGCAAGAGGUUUCCCGAGUCCACGCAUAUUGGCCAGUAUGGAAAUGGCCUUAAGUCUGGUUCAAUGCGUAUUGGCAAAGACUUCAUCCUAUUCACAAAGAAAGAUGACAAAUUAACGUGUUUAUUUCUGUCUCGAACAUUUCAUGAAGAGGAGGGGCUGGAUGAGGUUAUUGUUCCAUUGCCCAGUUGGAAUCUAAAGACUCAGCAGCCUCUUACUCAAGACCCGGAGAAAUAUGCGAUUGAGACAGAACUUAUUUUCAAAUACUCUCCUUUCAAAAGUGAAGAACAGCUUUUCCAGCAGUUCAAAAAAAUCGAGGGAGCAAGUGGGACACUGGUUGUAGUUUAUAAUCUGAAACUUAUGGACAACAGAGAGCCUGAAUUGGAUGUGCAGACAGAUCACCAAGACAUCCUGAUGGCAGGGACACCUGUGGAGGGAGUGAAGCCCGAAAGACGGUCUUUCCGUGCCUAUGCAGCUGUUCUGUACAUUGAUCCUAGGAUGAGGAUCUUUAUUCAGGGGCACAAAGUCAGAACCAAGAGGUUGUCCUGCUGCUUAUUUAAUCCUAGGAUGUAUAAAUACACAUCAACCCGCUUCAAAACACGUGCAGAGCAAGAAGUAAAGAAAGCGGAUCACCUUGCAAAACUUGCCGAAGAAAAGGCCAGAGAAGCAGAGAGUAAAGCUCGUGCUCUGGAAUUAAAACUGGGAAAUGAUUUAUCUAAAGAGGCCAGGGCUGCUUUGAGAAAAGCACAAGAUUCAGCUACAGCACUUCGUGCAGAAGCUAUUCGAAAACAAGCCAUUCAUGCAUCUAAACAGAAGGCACUAAAGGAACCCAAAGAGCUGAAUUUCAUCUUUGGCGUGAACAUUGAAAGGCGAGACCAAGACGGCAUGUUUAUCUACAACUGUAGUCGACUCAUUAAGAUGUAUGAGAAGACCGGACCACAGCUAGAUGGUGGAAUGGCAUGUGGUGGAGUAGUAGGGGUGGUAGAUGUUCCCUAUCUUGUAUUAGAGCCAACACAUAAUAAGCAAGAUUUUGCAGAUGCAAAAGAAUACAGACAUUUACUAAGAGCUAUGGGAGAAUACCUUGCACAGUACUGGAAGGACAUUGGUAUAGCUCAAAAAGGCAUAGUGAAGUUCUGGGAUGAGUUUGGCUACCUGUCAGCCAACUGGAAUGCUUCACCUUCAAACGAUCUUCGGUUCCGCCGGCGCAGGGCCAUGGAGAUUCCUGUGACAAUACAGUGUGAUAAAUGUCUGAAGUGGCGUACGUUGCCGUUUCAGAUGGAUGCUGUGGAUAAGCGUUACCCAGAUAGCUGGGUCUGUCUCAUGAACCCUGAUGGAACGCAGGAUAGGUGUGAUGCCCUUGAACAGAAGCAAAAUUUACCAGUUGGUGUUUUGAAGAAAGACACAAAAACUUCAGAAGACAAACAAAAAGAGCUCUCUGAAAGAAUUCGCCAGCAACAGGAGAAAUUGGAGGUUCUACAGAAAACCACAACUGUUAAAUCGGCAGCAGAUGUAAAACGGCUCCCACUAGACGUGACUGCAAAGAUUAUAGAGGAGCGUACAUCUCAGACUGCUACCCGGUCGUCGCAGCGUGCAGCAGCUCGUCCUCGUUCACCUCCACUUCCCGCCGUGGUCAAAAAUGCUGCCAGUCAACCGCCUGCAGCUAAAACUCCACCUUCUAAAUCUACUGGACCUGCCCGUCCCACUAGAACUCCACCAGCUGCUACCACUACAGCCAAAGCCAAACCACCCCCCACCCCACUUCCCAAAUUGAUGAAAGCCACCACUAAAACCUCAACUCCACCUUUAAAAGCAUCAGCUCGCAAGAGCAUAACUCAAACACGCAAUACAACGUCAUCCGUUACAAAGACAACCAGACAGACGGCAGCUAGCAAGAAAGGAAGUGUCAAGAAAGGAAAAUCACAGAACAAAGUUGAAGAGGAAGAAAGUGAAGAGGAAGAGGAGGAGGAGCAGGAAGAGGAGGAGGAGGAGGAGGAAGAAGAAGAAGACAAAGAAAGUGAAGAAGAGCCACAACCCAAGAAAUCCAAACUGGCUCUAGCGACUCAGCCUCGUGGCAAGGGAACAGUAGAGAAGAAGGUCCUGCCAACCAAACAAGCGAAUAGCACAGAGCGAGUCAGCAAUAGCACAGAAGAAGAUUUAAAACAAGAGGCACUGAAAAAUGGCCUUAAAGAUAAAGGCUUACAGGUGGAGGCAAAGGUGAAUGGAGAAUGGUUCACUGGUCGGGUGACCGCAGUAGAAACAGGAAAAGAGAGUGUGCGCUGGAAAGUAAAGUUUGAUUACGUGCCCAUGAACACCCCACGAGACCGCUGGGUGUUUAAAGGCAGCGAGGAUGUUCGCCUUAUGCGGCCUGCCUCACCAGAAUCACGUAGUCCAGACACCAAUCAGGGCCCAGCACGGUCUUUGACUCCGCCCACCACAGCAGAGCCUGAUACAACCCAGAGUGGCCCAAGCAGAGAAACUGCAGAAGGCCUAGUCUCUAUGAUGAGGACGUUGCUGCGGUACUUCUACCCACCCGAUUUCCGAAUCCCAAAAGAUUCUGUGAACACUAUGAGUGCUGAAGACCUUGUGGCUUUCCCUAUUAAAGAGUAUUUUCAGCAAUAUGAGGCAGGGCUGCAGAAGCUGUGUAACUCUUACCAGAGUCGCGCUGAGUCUCGAGCUCGGGCUGUGGAGGAAAAGAGCAAUGGAGCAGAAGCUAAACUCAGAGAGUCUGAAGAAAAACUGAGCAAACUCAGAACAAACAUCGUUGCACUGCUGCAGAAAGUCCAGGAGGAUAUUGAGAUCAGCAGUGAUGAUGAGCUGGAUGCCUACAUAGAGGAUCUGGUCACUAAGGGCGAAUGAAACACUGCAGCACUUGCUCCAGCUCUCCUUGUUUUCCUUUGUCUAUAUAAGUGGUAUCCAAUCUUUUCCACAAAGGGCCAGUGUGGGUGCAGGUUUUCAUUCCAACUAAUCAAGGGAACACCUGAUGGUCAUUGAAAAUGAAAAUCAUUAGAUUUAAACACAUAGAAUUUGGUGUCGCUCUUGCUUAGUUGGAAGGAAAACCUGCACCCACACUGGCCCUUUGUGGAAAAGAUUGGACACCCUGGCCUAUAUGUUGCCUAAAAUCCGAUUUCCUCUUCAUGCAUAUUGUUCAUUUGUUUUUAUAAGCCUUUAAGCCUGAGAGGUCACAGUAUUUCCGUUAUGCCUCCCACGUCCAGCCUGAAGUUAGAGAUGUGCAGGCAGUAUUUUCACACAACGGUUCCUUCCCCUAGCUAAUUAACUUCUGAUGCAUAUAUUGUGAGCAUUGACCAAAGGAGCUUCUAUGCUUCGCAUCUUUCACUUCACACAGACCGUUUUGUAUGUUUAUUUGGAUAUAUAUUUCAUUCCCAGCUCUGAAAAGAUCUGCAUCAUAUAAGUAUAAGCUUGCAGCAUUAAAGGGGAAAAACUCUACAGUUACGAAGAAGGUGUUUGGAAACUAAAUUACUGUAAUUUUAUGUUCAGUCUACGCUCGCUGUUUUUAUUUUUUUUUUUUGGAUAAUGUAGGUUCCCUGUGUUUUGCAAGCAUUAGUGUGGGGUCCAGGACUGUUUAUUUUUUUUGUUUGAAUAACUACAGAAGGGUUUACCCAAUGUUUGAACAACAUUUAGUCAACGUCUUUAUAUAUAAGUAUAUUUUUUAAACAAUUUUAAGAAAAUGUUCAAAUGUUCCAAUAAAAGUUAGGAUGUUUAUGAA